This is a messenger RNA of Cynara cardunculus var. scolymus (artichoke), 976 nucleotides long. RefSeq names its product increased DNA methylation 3-like. Lineage: Eukaryota; Viridiplantae; Streptophyta; Magnoliopsida; Asterales; Asteraceae. The transcript is spliced from 3 exons. The record is from RefSeq and is a predicted model, not a curated record. Gene Ontology annotation, cellular component: nucleus. Bases 299 to 844 code for a protein of 181 amino acids.
AGCAAGAGCAUGUGUAAAAUUUCACGCAAUUUCAAGCGUCAGAUUCUCUCACCGACCCCUCCUUCCAUCGUUUUCUCUACAAUUCUGAUUAUUUGUAACAGGAACAAAUCAAACUCCUUGUUUCAAUUGCCGGCCAAUCGCUCGACGAAAUGCUUCACUGAAAUCUCCAUGAAUUCGCCAAACACUCUUGAGAGUUGAGUCUGCUUACAAAAGGGGACACACAAGAUUGAGUCAAUCACUUGUUGAAGAUUAUCUGAAUUUGAUGCGAACCCAAUAAUCAAUCAAGUUGUUGAAAACCAUGGUUUUGAAGAACUCUGAGGAAUCAGUGGUAGCAAAAGAUUCUAAUGAAAAUGGGAAUUCAUCCAUUGUUGUUGAAGAAAAUUUGAAUAAAAAGCAGCGGAUUGAUGGUAGCUCAGAUGGACCUUUUGUAAUGCCGCUUAUAUCGAUUCAUAAAGUUGAAGAAGACAGUUCAAAGGCAUCUAUUGUCUUAUCUGGAACAGCUAGAAGGGGAGAACUUGGGCCACCUGUAGGAGCAGUGGACAUUGGCAUUAGCAAAAGUGCAUAUUUUUUUCAAGUUGCUCUACCCGGUGUCAAGAAGGAUCCUGGUCAGUUUAGCUGCGAGAUAGAACGGGAUGGGAGGGUUCAUGUCCGAGGAGAAACAUCAACGGGUGGAAAAACCGUUUCAAGACAUUCUCGAGUUUUUGAAAUGAAAUUCCAACAGCAAGCCCCGCCUGGACCCUUCAGUCUCUCGUUCAGCCUUCCAGGACCUGUUGAUCCAAGGCUGUUUUAUCCAAACUUUAGAUCAGAUGGCAUUUUUGAAGCCAUUGUGAUGAAAUGCGAGUAGUAGAUUAGUUGCAUGCAUGCAUGCAUGCAUUUAUAUAAGCAGAUUUUGUGUAUUUUACAGGGAUGAAGACUGAUGAUGAUGAUGUCGAAUAGCAGCUAAAUGCGGGUUGUUUGAGACGGUUAAUUGUAGCUA